Puccinia triticina is the source of this 966-nucleotide messenger RNA. RefSeq lists its product as uncharacterized. The transcript has 3 exons. Gene Ontology annotation, biological process: chromosome segregation. The record is from RefSeq and is a predicted model, not a curated record. Gene Ontology annotation, cellular component: Ndc80 complex. NCBI's taxonomy places the organism in Eukaryota, Fungi, Basidiomycota, Pucciniomycetes, Pucciniales, Pucciniaceae. Bases 1 to 966 code for a protein of 321 amino acids.
AUGGCACCGGCCCUACCCCCACCAGCACACCAGCAAGCCACAACGAGCACCCCCGCAACACCCAAGCGGGUCAGCGUCUUCUCGGCCAACUACAAUGUCCCUCCCAAUCCAGUCGGCUGGUCGAUCUCCAAGACGAACCGAUACCAGAGUCCAUCCAAGAAGAGGCAGUUGGUAUUCGGAAGCCCACCCGUUGCCCGGACACCCUCCCGCAUGGCCCUUCCGACCGUACCAGCAACGCCCAGAGCGGACAUCCUCAAACAGCUGCCUGAACCAAUCCCAAUACCAGAGGUGAGAGUGGGAUAUGACCCCGACCUGAGAAAUGUCCUGUCCAAUCACGAAGAAUCACUCAGCAAAUUGCUCGAUCGAUACUCAAGACUCAAGCUAGAUCUCUCCCACCAACUCAACGUCGAACUAGCAGAAUCAGAACAUCAACGAACAAACGCGAAAUGCGAGCUGGCCGUCAUCCAGAAACAACUCUCAGAAACGGUCGAGUACAACGAGAAACUGAAGAACGAGCUGGUCGCCGCAAGGAAUCGGCUCAAGAAGCUCACCGACGAUCGGCGCGAAAUGGACCUCAAGUUGGGCGAACUUAAUCACGUCUUCGCGGUCACAAAGGAGAAAUUCGCCGGAUUGGAUGCGAAAAAAACUCAAGAAAAAGUCCAGCUCGGGCUCGUCAUUCAAGACACUAAGAAAGAGGUCGAGCUGUUGGAGGAGAUCACGGGGCUGACUAUUCUGAUCAUGGGACCUGAUAGGCUGAGAUUCAAUUUCAAGCUAAUCGAUAUGAACGCGUAUGACAGAGUGUUUUUCGUCGAACUCGAUCUUGCCGAGUUUGAUUACAGGAUCGUGUCGAUUGACCCGCCUUGCACCGAGAUGAAUUCCAUCCUCAAAAAACUAAACCAGACGAGAAAUUUCAAUCGAUUCCUGUGCGAUGUCAGGCAGGCUUUCAAGAAAUCCAUGAAGCCUUGA